Molecule: messenger RNA, 384 nt
Organism: Didymodactylos carnosus
Lineage: Eukaryota; Metazoa; Rotifera; Eurotatoria; Philodinida; Philodinidae
Source: the annotation of a GenBank genome assembly
AUGCCACCGAAACCUAAAAGUCCUAGAGCAGAGAAGAAGCAUUUGCACCUUCUAUCAUUUAUACAAUUAGCCAAUUUAUCAAUAUUAACCCAAAUGACACCUGGUCAAGCUCAACAAAGAGAAACGAGAUUAAAUGAAUUAUUACAUAUCUGUACGGAUAAAGAAUUAAUAGUUACCGAUAUGAAUCACGAUUUAAAACAAUUUGUAUUUGAAUGUAUGCAAUUGACAACAACACCAACUAAUUCGGAUUCAACAACGCAAUCACUACAAAUCAAUGAUAAUCGUAUUGUAUUAGAGAAAUAUUUAACAAAAUUGGACGACGAUAAUGCAAGAAAAGAAAGCAAUAGUUGUUCAGAUGAUCCAUAUUCGGAUAUUAUCCAAUGA